Messenger RNA from Rosa chinensis, 1020 nucleotides. RefSeq lists its product as uncharacterized. The transcript has 5 exons. NCBI's taxonomy places the organism in Eukaryota, Viridiplantae, Streptophyta, Magnoliopsida, Rosales, Rosaceae. The record is from RefSeq and is a predicted model, not a curated record. Bases 50 to 817 code for a protein of 255 amino acids.
CAGGCUUGAAGCUCCCAAAGCGAUUUCGCUGAAGGAGGCCGUCGGAGCCAUGGCUCAAGUAGCCUUAACCGACAUAGAGCUCGACGGCAGCCCCCAAAAGGCCAACCUCUGCGUCACUCCGGAGAUGGUCGCACUGGUUUCCAAAACCCAGGCUACUGAUGCCGUCAGCGUGCUGCUGCUGCCAAAACCGUUGAUGACGAGCUUUAAGUGCUACGAAAGCCGGAAUCUGCAGUUCAAUCUGGAAAUCCUCCACCGCCAAUUGCAGCUGAACAAUCUGCAUGAGCUCAUUCUUUAUGGUGAGGUAGAAAGUAAGGAUAUGCUUGGCUAUGAAGAUCCUGAUGAACCGGGUGAUCAUGUGAUUUUCUAUGAGCUUGUGAAUGGUCCUGACAGGUUGAUUCACUCCUUUAAAAUGCCACUGCUUUCAUGGAAUCGGGAUGCGAUGGACCUAAGAUUCUUAGCAAAUCAAUAUCCAGUGCGCCUUGGCUUGUCUUCAGCGAGAUUUUGUGAGCUUAUCACUAAUAUGGAUUCUUUUGGGUGUACAGUUCAUGCCACACUGUUCGAAAAUCAAGUUCUUUUCCGUGUAGUGAAUUACGAGCGUGUCUUCCUAACAGAGCCCUCAAGAUGCGAAACUGAGAGUGAUCAUGGAUUUCCGUGUGCGUUGAAGUUUGAUAUCCAGCACAUAAAGGCGCUUCUCAAUGCCGCUACUUUGUCAGAGAUGAUAUGGAUAUGGUCCUCGGAUAAGUUCACCUUGCUCAGUUUCCCAAUUGAUGGCUUGGGUAAACUUUUCUUUGGCCAUUAUAAGUUUACAACUAUAUAGAAACCAAUUAGUUGAUUUGUAUUGAGGAGUCUGUUGCACUUAGCAGUCUUGGUGUGAGUGGAUAUUGCAAUUCUGCAGGUAAAUGUUGAGAAAUUACGUAUGUAAAGUCUACUGAGCUCCCAUUCACAGUUAGAAAUGAGCUUAGUAUGAGUUUGAUAGAUUUGGAUACAUGAUGAAGAAUGCAGUUUUACAUGAGGAAGAAA